This is a messenger RNA of Elephantulus edwardii (Cape elephant shrew), 873 nucleotides long. It is a transcript of the gene LAPTM5, whose product is annotated as lysosomal protein transmembrane 5. The coding region runs from base 85 to 873 and encodes 262 amino acids. The record is from RefSeq and is a predicted model, not a curated record. The transcript has 8 exons. Lineage: Eukaryota; Metazoa; Chordata; Mammalia; Macroscelidea; Macroscelididae. Gene Ontology annotation, cellular component: lysosomal membrane.
CAGCGGCAGCUUCCCCUUUUCAGUCCUGUUCCAGGCGCCAGGCUCCUUCCCCCGCAGAGUCUCGGAGGAGGGGACCACGGAGCCAUGGCCUCCCGCACAGCUGCCAUCCGCCAGACCUGCUGCUGCUUCAAUGUUCGGACAGCCACCAUCACCCUGGCCAUCUAUCAUGUGAUCAUGAGUAUCUUGUUGCUCAUCGAGCACUCGGUGGAGGUGGCUCAAGGCAAGGCCUCCUGCAAGUUCUCGAAGAUAGGCUACCUCAAGAUCGCUGACCUGCUUUCCAGCUUCCUGCUCAUCAUCAUGCUUUUUAUCAUCAGCCUGAGCCUGCUGAUCGGUGUGGUUAAGAACCGGGAGAAGUACCUCCUGCCCUUCCUCUCCCUGCAAGUCAUGGACUUCCUCCUGUGCCUGCUCACCCUGCUGGGCUCCUACAUCGAGUUGCCUGCCUAUCUCAAGUUCACUUCCCGGGGCCGGGCUGGUUCCUCCAAGGUCCCACUGAUGACCUUGAAGCUACUGGACUUCUGCCUGAGCAUCAUGACCCUCUGCAGCUCCUACAUGGAAGUGCCCACUUAUCUCAACUUCAAGUCCAUGAACCACAUGAAUUACCUCCCCAGCCAGGAGGGCCUGUCUCAUAGCCAGUUUGUCAAGAUGAUGAUCAUCUUCUCCAUCGCCUUCAUCACCGUCCUCAUCCUAAAGAUGUACACAUUCAAGUGUGUGUGGAGGUGCUAUCUGCUCAUCAAGUAUAUGAACACGGAGGAGAGGAGCAGCUCCAAGAUAUUCCAGAAGGUGGUGGUCCUGCCCUCCUAUGAGGAGGCCGUGUCUCUGCCGUCCAAGUCUCCGGAGGGGGACUCAGCCCCACCCCCCUACUCAGAGAUGUGA